AUGGCUAAAGAUAAGAAGAAAGAUGGCAAAAAAACAGAGAAGUUGGCACCUGCCCCUCCUCUUCCACCUGAGCCUUCAUUAGAAGGUAUUUCUUCAGUUCAGCUGUCAUGUGUCCAAACAUCAUUGAAUCAAGCGGAGGAAGCACAAGCAAGCCCUUUAGAAUCCCAAGAAGAAUCAAAAGAGAUGGAAGAACCUCUGAUCCAAGAAGCAGCUCAGUAUUAUGAGGAGCCUAUUCUAACUCAACUUAUUGUAGAAAACUAUGAAGGAGAAAAAGUCCAUGGAUUAUAUGAUGGAGAAGGUGUAGCAUAUUUUCAGGGAGGAAACGUAUACAGAGGCAUGUUUUCCGAAGGGCUCAUGCAUGGACACGGGACUUAUACAUGGGCUGAUGGAGUGAAGUAUGAGGGGAACUUUGUUAAGAAUGUGCAGAUGUAUAAUGGCAGUUACACAUGGCCUGAUGGCAGCAUGUAUGAAGGAGAGGUGAAGAAUGGAGUCAGGCAUGGCUUUGGCAUGUACAAGUGUGGCACCCAUCCAGUUUCAUACAUUGGCCAAUGGUGUGAAGGCAAAAGACAUGGAAAGGGUACCAUUUAUUAUAAUCGGGAAGGUACUUCCUGGUAUGAAGGUGACUGGGUAAACAACAUCAAAGAUGGCUGGGGGAUAAGAUGUUAUAAAUCUGGAAAUAUCUAUGAAGGUCAAUGGGAAAAAAAUGUGCGCCAUGGGGAAGGACGGAUGAGAUGGCUGACGACUAACCAGGAGUAUACUGGACAGUGGAUAAAUGGCAUACAGCAUGGGUAUGGUACCCACUCCUGGUUUCUGAAGAGAAUACCUGGGUCUCAGUAUCCUUUGAGGAAUGAAUAUGUAGGGGAUUUUGUAAAUGGGGAUCGUCAUGGACAUGGAAGGUUCUUCUAUGCCAGUGGAGCAAUGUAUGAUGGAGAAUGGGUUUGCAAUAAAAAACAUGGCAUUGGGAGAUUUGUCUUCAAGAAUGGGCGUAUUUAUGAAGGGGAGUUUAUAAAUGAUCAAAUAGCAGAGUACCCAGCUUUUCAAGUGGAUGCAAUGAAUACGCAGGAUCUGAGUGGCAUUCGUACACAAAGUCCCUUUGGCACUGAAACCAUCAGAAUAGUUGAUGGCCCAGGAAAUACCUCUGUGUUCGGAUCAAACAUUGAACUAGACAUAUCUUCAUUGCUGAACUUGUUUCCAGAGAAAGACAGACAGGAAGAAAUGAAACAGGUAGAAUAUGCGGUAUUGAGACAUAUUACAGAACUGAGAAGAAUCUACAGUUUUUACAGCAGCUUAGGCUGUGAUCAGUCUCUUGACAACACCUUCCUGAUGACUAAGCUCCAGUUCUGGAGAUUUCUGAAGGAUUGCAGGUUUCAUCAUUACAAUGUAACCCUUGCUGAUAUGGACAGGAUACUGAAUGAAGAUAAAACAACACCUGAGGAGGUGCAUUCUCCAUAUGAAACUUUGCUGCUAAGAACAUUUUUGACUUGCCUUAUUCAUCUAGCAGUCCAUAUCUAUCACAAAGAACACAAAGAUAAAGGUCCAUAUCUGUUUAAGUGUUUCUCAAAAAUGAUGAUGAAGAACAUUAUUCCCAAUGCCUGUCAUAUACAAGGCAUUUUAUUCUGUGAACAACAACAAACUGUCUGUGCAAUUAAUUACAUUGAUAAAUGCUGGGAGAUAUACAGGGCUUACUGUAGACCAAGCACCAUACCUCCUUAUGAACCCACAAUGAAAAUGAGACACUUCCUCUGGAUGUUGAAAGAUUUAAAUAUGCUAAGCAAACAAUUAACUGCUACAAAAAUUGUGGAAAUACUGGUAAAGGACAAUCCUUUUGUACGCGAUGGAGAUGACAGCAAUUUACAGCAUGAGUUGGUUUUUCUUGAAUUCUUUGAAGCUCUCCUUGAUUGCGCCCUGUUAUAUGUUACCAAUGAUAUGAUUAAGCAGCAAGUAGAUCUUGUAAAUCAAGAAGGAAAUGGUUAUAGAACUGAAGAUUACACAGAAGGGGCACGACAUAUUCUGCAGCACCCAGAAUACUCCUCAUUUCAGUCCAUUCAUAGCAGAAGUAUGACCAGUGCUGAGGUAAGCCAUGAACCCUCUGAGACAAAUCACUACUACAUUACUACAAGGUCUUCAAGCAAGCUAGCACAGUCACCUGAUAAUAGAAUAAAGAAACCUGAGCUUAAAUCCAAGGACUCUGCAGUAGAAUACAGAACUUCCAGACAGACUUUUAAAUCCACUGAAAAAGAGAGAGAAGCCAUUGUAGAACAUGCUUCCACCAUAGGCUUCCGGGCACCAAAGGAAGGAGCUGGAACAGUUCCAAAUGUCACAUUCUCCUCAAACACAGUGUACCAGCUGUCUGCUGAUGACAAAGAUGAAAUGUUAGUUCAGUCUUUGACAGAUUUGGAUGCAGAACAAGGCCAAGUGCUCAGCAACCCCAUGAAAGAAUUUGCAGAUAAACUAGAAAAAGCAAAAAACGAACAGAAGGAAAAACUCAGUCUGUGGCUGAAUCAGAUGUACAUCUUUUUUGUGAACAAGUUCUUUCCUGCCUACAAGCAUGCUCAAGUGGUGAAGGAAAAUGUAGAAGAAAAUAGGAAACGGGAUGCUGAAUUAGCCUUGCAGUUGAAAAUCGAAGAGGAAGCAAAGCUUAUCGCCAUAAGGAAAGCCGAAGAGGCCAAAAAACAAGAAGAAGCUGCAGCAGAAAAAGCAGAGACAGAUAGUGGAGUGGUUAAAGAGCCAGAGGAUUCAGCUACACAGCUGCCACUUCCUGCAAAGGAAGAAGUAGUGAUUCUGCCCCAGCCAGUCAUUAGCAAGGUUUCUGCAGGGGUGAAGAAAAAGAAAAAGUAA
Emys orbicularis (European pond turtle) is the source of this 2838-nucleotide messenger RNA. Its product is annotated as radial spoke head 10 homolog B2-like. The transcript is spliced from 21 exons. NCBI's taxonomy places the organism in Eukaryota, Metazoa, Chordata, Testudines, Emydidae. Bases 1 to 2838 code for a protein of 945 amino acids. The record is from RefSeq and is a predicted model, not a curated record.